GAGAGAGAGAGAGAGAGAGAUGAGUUGGUUUUGGUUGCAGGCUAUCGUGUCUCCACCUCCUCCAUCUAUCUUCAUCGGAACCAUGUCCGCCGUCGGCUUAGUAUCACUAGCUUAUUGUGGUUACUCCGAGGUAAGUGGUAAACACUUGCAAUACUCCAAAUUCUGGAAUGUAAAUCCACAGAAGAAGAAGUCAAUAGUGAAGGAGAUUACAAUCUCUAGCAGAACCGGCAUGCUUAUCUUGUACACUCCGGCCUUUCUGGCUGGUGUUGCCUCUUUUGCCAUUUUUCCAGAUAAAGAUCUCAGGUUUAUGCUUGUUAGUGCAGCUCUCUCCAUCCAUUUCUUCAAAAGGGUCUUAGAGGUGCUCUUUAUUCACAAAUAUAGUGGAAGGAUGGUUCUUGAUUCUGUCAUCUUGAUCUCCCUCAGCUAUUUCAUCAGCACAGUAAGCAUGAUCUACGCCCAACACUUGACUGAAGGAAUCCCUGAACCAGCACUUGAUCUGAAGUAUGUAGGGGUUGCUCUGUUUUUAGUGGGAAUUAGUGGAAACUUUUACCAUCAUUACCUCCUUUCAAGACUAAGGGAGAAAAGUGAUCAUGGGUAUAAGAUCCCCAAGGGAGGUUUGUUCAACCUGGUGAUUUGUCCACACUAUCUUUUUGAAAUUGUAGGUUUUGUAGGAGUCUCCUUCAUCUCCCAGACUGUGUAUUCGUUUUCAUUCACUAUGGGCACCAUUCUGUACUUGAUUGGAAGGAGUUAUGUUACCAGAAAAUGGUACCUCUCCAAAUUUAAGAAUUUCCCAAAGGAAGUCAAGUGUCUGAUCCCUUUUCUUUUCUGAGUUCAUAAGAUGGAAACAGAAUAUAUGUAAGGUAAUUGAAGAAGUUAUUCUUCAAUACAGACUAU
Messenger RNA from Telopea speciosissima, 894 nucleotides. Its product is annotated as 3-oxo-5-alpha-steroid 4-dehydrogenase 1-like. The coding region runs from base 20 to 829 and encodes 269 amino acids. Lineage: Eukaryota; Viridiplantae; Streptophyta; Magnoliopsida; Proteales; Proteaceae. Gene Ontology annotation, biological process: lipid metabolic process. The record is from RefSeq and is a predicted model, not a curated record. Gene Ontology annotation, molecular function: oxidoreductase activity, acting on the CH-CH group of donors. The transcript has 2 exons.